Molecule: messenger RNA, 1454 nt
Organism: Diorhabda sublineata
Lineage: Eukaryota; Metazoa; Arthropoda; Insecta; Coleoptera; Chrysomelidae
Exons: 2
Coding region: 45-1358 (437 amino acids)
Source: RefSeq, a predicted model, not a curated record
AAACGAUUUAAGUAGUGUCAUAUUAGCAUCACCACAAUAGAGAAAUGAAUUGGAAGCUGGGAGUUCUGCUCUUUGUUGCUUUUUUGGUUCAAGAGGCCACUCUCCGACAAAUACCCCAAAAUAAAUAUGAAGUAGAAAAGAAAGGACUGAAGGAGUUUAUCGAUUUUUUGACUACGAAAACAACAAAUUCUAAAAGAGAAUCGAACUUUUUUGACGAUAGGACUAAUAAAGAUAUUAGCUUUUUAACAUCUGAUACUGAAUGGCUAAAGAAGACAAAAUACACACCAGGAAAAAAGAGUUUGAGAUUGAAUCUCAUGGAUGAUCACAACAUUCCUUUAGAUCAUGGUUUUAUUAACGGGAUGCUGACUCCUGGGAAGCGCUGUGUUAAUCUUCUAGAUGAAAGUUGUAGUAACACUCCUGGCAAACUAAGUUGGAAUUCUAUGGAUGACAAUAAUCUUUCUAAAAACGGGGUAGACAGUUUCACAUCUUUCAAACGUUGCGCCAAUUUGUUGGACGAGAGCUGCAGCAAUGGUUAUGUUCCUGGAGCUGGUGACGAUAGUGAUUGGAUAAACGGUGGAAAUAGCCCAGGAAAACGAAGUUGGAAUUCUGUUGAUGACCAUAGCGUUCCUAUUAUUGGCGGUGGAAGUAGAAACUCUCAUAGUACACGAUGCGCCAAUUUGUUGGACGAGAGCUGCAGCAAUGGUUAUGUUCCUGGAGCUGGUGACGAUAGUGAUUGGAUAAACGGUGGAAAUAGCCCAGGAAAGCGGAGUUGGAAUUCUGUGGAUGACCAUAACGGUCCUAUUAUUGGCGGUGGAAGUAGAAUCUCUCAUAGUAGACGAUGCGCCAAUUUGUUGGACGAGAGCUGCAGUAAUGGUUAUGUUCCUGGAACUGGUGACGAUAGUGAUUGGAUAAACGGUGGAAAUAGCCCAGGAAAGCGGAGUUGGAAUUCUGUGGAUGACCAUAACGGUCCUAUUAUUGGCGGUGGAAGUAGAAUCUCUCAUAGUAGACGAUGCGCCAAUUUGUUGGACGAGAGCUGCAGUAAUGGUUAUGUUCCUGGAACUGGUGACGAUAGUGAUUGGAUAAACGGUGGAAAUAGCCCAGGAAAGCGAAGUUGGAAUUCUGUGGAUGACCAUAAUCGUUCGGAUAAUGAUGAUGAAGAAGUUACUUCGAACAAACGCUGUGCCAAUUUAUUAGAUGAAAGCUGUAAUAAUGGUUAUGUUCCAGGAGUUAGUGAUGGCAGCGAUUGGAUAAAUGAUGGAAAUAGUCCAGGAAAACGAGUAUCUAGUGGAAAACAUAGUAAAAAUAAUAAAGGUACACAUGGUGAAUCCUACCAAGAGGGAAAUUAUUCGUUCCAAUAGAACAAUAUCGAUGUUAAAAGACUCAGAAUAUGUUAAAAUUUGAAUAAAUAUGCUGAUUGUAAACUGUUUGAAUAAAACUAGUCUAUUUUAGUUAAA